UGUCAGUGUUGCGAUGCCUCUCCGGCAGUCCUCCCCUCCCUCGCUGUGGCUCACCUGGCCGGUUUGACGAGAUCACCUGGUGUGAUCGGAUUGUUAUUUUGACGGGAGCGGUUGGUUUGCAGGAGCGUCUCUCCUCCCUCUCUAAUGAAUUCAUUAAUUAUCUCGCUUCCUCAUCCAAAAACGCGCCGCCGAGUUAAACACAGGAGCCACACGCACUGCCUUUAUGUUAUAGAUUCAUGCAUGUCUUCACUUUUACUUUUAUCGCGGCGCUAAAAAAACUGUUUUUGUUUGUUUUCUUCUUCAAAAUCCGGGCGGUUCUGACACUUGGAUUAUAAUCCGGGCGAGUCUUAGAGAAAGGUUUUUAUUUUUCAGUUUUGCAAUGAGAGGCGUGUGGAUUCCCCAGCGGGCUUGUCUGCUAAUGACUCUGCUGCUGUUGCUGCUGCUGGCGUGCGAAGCGCUCGGAGCCGAGGCAGAUGGAUUGUUUAUAGAUGAGAAAGCUGCCGUCUCUUUCCUCGGCCGCUCUCUGCUCUAUAACAGCUGGGAUUUCGAAGCAAUCGUCCCUGAUAAUCUGGAGCGGGAGUGCCUGGAGGAGGUGUGCACCUACGAGGAGGCUCGUGAGUGCUUCGAGGAUGACAAGGCCACGAAAAACUUUUGGAAAACAUACGUGCAGGCUCACUCUCCACCCCCCUUUGAUAUCAGUGGUCUCGUGGCUGGUUUGAUCUCCUCUGUGGUUCUUGUUGUGAUUGCAGUCCUGCUCUGCUGUUACUGCUGUAAAGCAAGGAGGCUGAACCACAGGAGAGGAGGCAGUAUUCCCGUCAGGAUGUCAGCUGACCCCGACAGGCCGGGGGAGGCGAUAGCUCUGACCGAUAUCCCAGAACCCCCCGGGGCUCCGGGGCUCCCAUCCUAUCAGGAGGCUUUAAACAAGUCCGGUCAGCAUGACGCCCUACCCCCUCCUUACACAGGAGACCAGCCUGCUGCACCAGCCAAUGAGACGACAGAGUGAGUCGAUGAGAAUGCCAGGAUGUAGGGGGCGUGGUUAGAGUUGAGGGGCGUGUUUAUGGUUGAUAGGGGCGUGGUUAGGGCUGGAGGGGGCGUGGUUAGUGUUGGGGGCUGGGUCCAUUCUUGGUUUUUUUUCCAUAGAAACUACAUUUUAUGAAUUUUUAAAUAUUUUUAUUGUUAUUUCAGAUAUUUUAUAUAUAUAUAUAUAUAUUAUAUAUUUUUAUCUGGCUGAGCCUGUGAGCUCAGGAGCUUCUAUUCAGUUCCAGCUGCGUUGCCGUGGUUAUUGUGAAUCGGGACAGCCCUGGCUAUAGGACUACAGCUCCCAGCAUGCCUCUGCUGCACCGCGGGCCAGUGGCGAGGGAUGCUGGGAGCUGUAGUUCUUUAUCUCAGAGCCCUGGCUGUGUUCUUGCAUCACAAUACAAAUCAUUUAAACACCUCAGUUCAGCUGCCUGCUGUAGACGCAUGUGGCCGAGAUCGCCUUUAUAUUAGCGACUGUAAAUUAAAACUGCAAUUAAAGGUUCUUUUUGUGAGAAAA
This is a messenger RNA of Polyodon spathula (Mississippi paddlefish), 1534 nucleotides long. RefSeq names its product proline rich Gla (G-carboxyglutamic acid) 2 (gene prrg2). The record is from RefSeq and is a predicted model, not a curated record. Gene Ontology annotation, cellular component: extracellular region. Gene Ontology annotation, molecular function: calcium ion binding. Bases 380 to 1003 code for a protein of 207 amino acids. Lineage: Eukaryota; Metazoa; Chordata; Actinopteri; Acipenseriformes; Polyodontidae. The transcript is spliced from 7 exons.